UUUUCAAAUCGGGAUCCGUUACCGCUUUGCCGGCCGCCGCCAUUGUCGCGCUCGGAGCCCCUCGGCGCAGGCGGCGGAGGCGGAGGCCGUAGCGGCGGGAUGGCUGACGCCGACAAGCCUGAGGUGCUUAGGGCCGCUGGCGACGACAGCCCGCAUCGGCAGCCCUCGGAGCCGCCGGGCGAGCCCCGGCGAGAACCUCACCCGCCCGAGCAGGAGAAGCAGCCUCCGCAGCACAGCAGCAGCUCCAAUGGCGUUAAAAUAGAGAAUGAUGAAUCAGUCAAAGAAGAGAAAUCUGAAUUAAAAGAAAAAUCUACAGGGAAUAAGAAGGCCAAUAGAUUCCAUCCUUAUUCAAAAGAUAAGAAUUCAGGCACUGGAGAAAAGAAGGGUCCAAAUCGUAACAGAGUUUUUAUUAGCAACAUCCCAUAUGACAUGAAAUGGCAAGCUAUUAAAGAUCUAAUGAGAGAAAAAGUUGGUGAGGUUACAUACGUGGAGCUCUUUAAGGAUGCGGAAGGAAAAUCAAGGGGUUGUGGUGUGGUUGAAUUCAAAGAUGAAGAAUUUGUCAAGAAAGCACUAGAGACAAUGAACAAAUAUGACCUUAGUGGAAGACCAUUGAAUAUUAAAGAGGAUCCUGAUGGAGAAAAUGCUCGUAGGGCAUUGCAACGAACAGGAGGAUCAUUUCCAGGAGGACAUGUACCCGAUAUGGGAUCGGGAUUGAUGAAUUUACCACCUUCCAUUCUCAAUAAUCCAAACAUUCCUCCUGAGGUUAUCAGUAAUUUGCAGGCUGGUAGACUUGGUUCCACAAUUUUUGUUGCUAAUCUUGACUUCAAAGUUGGUUGGAAGAAGCUAAAGGAAGUGUUCAGCAUAGCUGGAACUGUAAAGCGGGCAGAUAUUAAAGAAGACAAAGAUGGCAAGAGCAGAGGAAUGGGCACAGUCACUUUUGAACAAGCAAUUGAAGCAGUUCAAGCUAUUUCUAUGUUCAAUGGGCAGUUUUUGUUUGAUAGACCUAUGCAUGUGAAAAUGGAUGACAAGUCUGUCCCUCAUGAAGACUACCGUUCACAUGACAGUAAAACACCACAGUUACCGCGUGGUCUUGGAGGCAUUGGAAUGGGACUUGGUCCAGGUGGACAACCUAUUAGUGCCAGCCAGUUGAACAUAGGUGGUGUAAUGGGAAAUUUAGGUCCAAGUGGUAUGGGAAUGGAUGGUCCAGGUUUUGGAGGAAUGAAUAGAAUUGGAGGAGGAAUUGGGUUUGGUGGCCUGGAAGCAAUGAAUAGCAUGGGAGGAUUUGGAGGAGUUGGUCGAAUGGGAGAGCUAUACCGUGGUGCGAUGACUAGUAGCAUGGAGAGAGAUUUUGGACGUGGUGAUAUUGGAAUAAAUCGAGGCUUUGGAGAUUCCUUUGGUAGACUUGGCAGUGCAAUGAUUGGAGGGUUUGCAGGAAGAAUAGGAGCUUCUAACAUGGGUCCAGUAGGAUCUGGAAUAAGUGGUGGAAUGGGUGGCAUGAACAGUGUGACUGGAGGAAUGGGGAUGGGACUGGAUCGGAUGAGUUCCAGCUUUGAUAGAAUGGGACCAGGUAUAGGAGCUAUACUGGAGAGAAGCAUCGAUAUGGAUCGAGGAUUUUUAUCGGGUCCGAUGGGAAGCGGAAUGAGAGACAGAAUAGGCUCCAAAGGCAACCAGAUAUUUGUCAGAAAUCUGCCUUUUGACUUGACUUGGCAGAAACUAAAAGAGAAAUUCAGUCAGUGUGGUCAUGUAAUGUUUGCAGAAAUAAAAAUGGAGAAUGGAAAGUCAAAAGGCUGUGGAACGGUCAGAUUUGACUCCCCAGAAUCAGCUGAAAAAGCCUGCAGAAUAAUGAAUGGCAUAAAAAUCAGUGGCAGAGAAAUUGACGUUCGCUUGGAUCGUAAUGCAUAAUUUGAAACCACGGUUGGAACAUUCUUAUAUCUGUUUUGCUGAAUCUCCUAGUAAACGUCAUUUUUUAAGUAAUACUGUCUGCUUACAAAAAGUUGUAAAAAUGAACUUCUAAAACUUCCCACCAGUUUUUAACAGUAUAGUGUUAAAUAUACUGUGAUUUUUUGUUAAUCUCAAGUUUGGGUUUUUAAGACAGCAAGUCUGGUCAUUCAGUUUAAAUGAAUGGUUAUACUAGUUUUAAUGAAGUAAGCCAUUUUUUUGUUAUUUUCAGUUCUGCAUAGUGGGAUUUGUUUGUUAAAAGUGUCCCCAGUUUUUAUCAACUUAUUGUAAGGUAAAGCAUAGAUGGUUUUUUCCAAAACUUCUGUUUAAUAUAUGUAAUUGUCCUUGAAAAGAAAGGGCUCAGACAAAUUAGGAUAUGAUUUUGGUUGACUUUAAAUUACUUUUGUUGAUUAAAAAAUUACUGUAAGGAAGUUUUAGAUCCUGAAGUUCAGAAUAUUUUUUAUUUGAGUUAAAUGAAGAAAUGGAGUUUUUCUUCUUUGCUCUUCCCCAUCAUUCACAUUUUCCACAUAACACUGUUAACAUUAAUCACCACAGCCCCUUAUUUUAUUGUUCCCAAUAAUUCCAAGUUCAUAUAGAACUGAUAAUGUUGUAAGCCCCAAGUACAGUAACAGACAGACUACUCCCAACUUUCUGUCUAGUUUCCAGCCAUUGAGGUGAACUGCUAAGAAAAGGAAAACAAUUGAAAUGUUGAGAAAGAUGGUUAUGUAAGUUAGUCCUCUACUGUUCACUUCUAUAGGAGCAGAUGCAUUUAUAAAUGCAGUUUUAAUAAACCAUGGAACACCUAGGCAUAGCAUAUCAAAGACAUUGGAUCCCACGAUGUUAGACAUAGCCAUGUCUCCUUUGCCUGCAAAAAAAGCAUGUUGUUAAAUGUGCAUACCAAUACUGUAUUUUAUUAAUAAGCUUCAUAAGAAAAAACACUGGAUACUUUUUCUGUCUGUUUUGGGAAAUUGUUGUAUUAGAGCAAAAGUCUUACUGAAUUUGUAUUUUUAAAUUUUAGGGGGUUAGUAUUUAAAGUCUUAACAUUUAUUUAUCUAAUAAUAAUUAUCCUUAUUUAUUAAACCAUUUUUCAAUAAGGUAUAUAGAUUACUUGUUGCUUUUCAUUCUAACAAGGUUAAUUAUGAUUUAAUUCACAUUUCAGGUGAAUAUUAUUUAGGGGAUUAGAUUUAGUGAAGUUAAUCUGCUAUUAAAUAGUAAAUGCUUCCUCCUGAGUUCUUUUUUCUUCAAAGUAUGUUACUGAGGAAAUAUUUUAAAGGUAUCUUUGCUUAGUGUAUUUCAGUCAGGCUUUUAAGAAUGGGCAUUGCAGCUUGAGGGACCCAGUUCUUACCUUUUCUUACAACCAACACACUUGCGAUCGUGUCUGGUAUGCUUGUUCCUGCUGCUAAUAAAGUAAGACCCAUUACUGUAUCUGGAAUUUCUAAUGUUUCCCCUGUAACAAACAAAGAUAUUACAUAUUACAAAUCUUAUAGAUUCACUAACUGUUCUCUGCAGAUAUUUCUUUCCUGAAAAAGAAAAUAGACAUAUUUAGAUUUCAGAACCAAUAUGUACUUAGAUUUUAGGUAGCAAAAUAUUUUAAUAAUAUUGGUGAAUUGGUAACCAAGGUAGCACAGAUUUUUCAUGACAGGUGGUGAUAUUUAAUACACAAAAUUCUACCGAGGAAUAAUUUCCCUAUCUGGUAUGCUUAUAGAAGUUUUGGAUAUCCACUGUUAUCAAGGCUGUUGCUUAAAAUAUGCCAAUAAAUUGGUCAUUUUCUCUUUUCCUUUUUAAAAACAUUUCCUAAAGAGGUCAGAUUUAAGCAAAUUAUUUAUAGCUAUUUUUAGGCUGUAAAUGUGUUAACAUGGUAUGCAUUUUUAAAGUUCUCCUUUAGUGAUAUACCUUAGUUUAGGUGUUUCCUUUGGGAAAUCAUAAAUCUGAGGAAAACAGAAUAGGCUUCUACUUGAGUCUUUCUAACUUUGUGGUCCUGGUUUAAUACUUCUGUUAAAUCAGAUGGCAGUUCAUCAUUUUUCAUAAAUGUAUCCAUUUUGGGAAACAGAAGUAGAAUGCAACUGCUCUUAAUAUUGUAAUUGAAAACUUGCUUUACAAUUCUUUUUUUCUUAAAAAUGUUAAUUAAAAAAAACUUCAAGUAGCAUAUUUAUUGCAUGCUUAUAUAUUGCUAUUGGAACUGUAAUUGGUUGUUAAUUUGUUACUGGUUUGCCAGAGUUCAUAUGUACAUAAAUAACACUAACAUUUAUCAUCUUGGGGACUGUUCUGUGAUCUAGCACUUGAUUUUGUUCUUUUCUUGCUUUCCUGAUGUCAAAUAUGAUCUGGCUGAGAACAUUUAUGGAGAGCUUUAAUAUGCAGGCUAUUGGAUUUUUCCAUAUUAUGCAUAAAAAAAAGAAAUAUUCUUAGAAUAGCAUACUAUUCUAAGUCACAUUAAUUUGAGAAAAGUCAGAGGUCAGGAAACUUUUUUUUUGAAAGGGUGAGAUAGUAAUUUUUUUAGGUUUUGUAGGCUAUACAAUCUGUUGCAGUUAUUCAGCUCUGCCAGUAUAAUGUGAAAGCAUUCAUGGAUAAUAUAUAAAUGGAUGGUCAUGACUGUUCAGUAAAACUUAACUCGCAAAAACAGGAGACUCAGUGAUUUGGGUACACAGAUGGUGGUUUGCUCACCUCUGAUUAAGUCCAUUCAGGUUAACCUUUUUGGGAGAAAUUCCUGAUUUUUUUUUUUGUACAUUGUUUAUAUUCAGUUUUUCCUUCUGAACUAGGAGUUCUUUGGGACUAGAGCUGUUUAUGGUCAGGCAGUUAUGGUUAAAUCUUAAUCAUGAAAGUAGUAGAAACUAAAAUGAGACUUUAUUUUAUACCCUUUUUAUUCAUUUUGUAGUACAUUUGUAUUGCCAUAUUAAAAAACAAAAUGUAAUCCAGUUAAACAGUGAAUACCCAUUGUUUUCUGAAAACACUGGCACCUUGCUAUGUGUUAAAUUAUGGAAUGGGAUUCAGUAUAAGGACUAUCUUGUGGACCCAUGCAAUGUGAUUUAAUUAUUAACAAAACAGAAAUUCUGUGAAUUUGAUAUCAUUUAUAACAUGUUCCUUUGACUUGUACCCCUGCGCUGUGUAAUAGUGACCAUAUAGCUGACAUGUGGUAUACACCUCACAAAACCUGGGUGAGCUUGUUGGUAUAUUAAUAUUUAAUCUUUUUGUAAAUAGCACUAAUCUUUAUUUUUAGUCUUUGCUGAAAAACAAAUUUUCUCUUUAACUAGACUAUACUUAGUGAAUACAUGCUGUACUUAUAUACAACUGAUUAUUUUUAAAUUGUGCUCUUAAGAUAUUAUACAUACCAGUUAUUGUGACCAUCCAGACCAGGAUAUAUGUAAAUGCAGAUAUCCACAGUGCUGACAUAAAAAAUGUUAUCACAAAAUACUUUCUCCAAAACUUUCUUCUACAAUCUGGUGUGGUUAGAAAAAGUAGUAUAAUAAUGGGAAGGGAUAGUACCCAAAAAAUUCUUUUUAAGUCUGCUUCAGGCAUGUUGAAAACACUUGGCGGAUCUGUUAAGGAAAAAUUAAACGAUUCUGAGUUUUCUCAAAUGGCCAAUUAAGUUAGAAAUGUCCAUUUAAGAAGCUAUAUUGAAAUAAAUUAGCUGUAUCAGUUUUUAAGAGGCUAUUUAAAACAUUUGAAUAUCUCAUUACUGAUAUUGCUGGCAAAAAGAAGCUAAUUGAGACUUGAGGGCUGACCAUAAAAUGUGAUACUCAGCAUUUCUUGAUUUGGGGUCUUAAAUCCAUCAAAGUGUUUAGGGUCAUUCACUAAGUAUGUUAGAAACAUAAUGUUUCUCAAGUAUCAGUUCAGCAUCUCUUGAUUUUCUACAAUGUGGAUGGUUUUUAGUAACUUUUUGGGAUUAACCUGGUGUCUUCCCUUAGCAACCCCAGUUGUCUCCACUUCCCAGUAUUGAUGAUACCUCUAGCCUGCCCUAUGUAUCACAAAAUGUAUACUUAGGGAGUAAAAGAUAGCUAUAGCAUAAUCUUUUUAUUAAGUUGAAUAUUUCUGAUUCUCAUUAUAGGUCAUUUUACGGGGCUUAUUUCAUCAUUUUCUUUCAUUAAUUUACUAAACAAAAUUCACCACAAGUCUUAGAACCUUAAGAAAAUUGGAAGUAGUAUUGAAUCUACAGUGUAACUUAUAAAACUUGAGUAUGUUUUUUAAAUUCAAUUUGUUCUAUUAACUUGGUGGAAGAAGUCAAUAAUAAUCUAUUAGAUAAAAAGGAGACUUCACUUUAGAUUGUUUAAAAUUUGUAUGGCAUUUAUGAAAUAUUGGGUUGGCCAAAAAGUUUGGACGGUUUUUUCCAUACCAUCUUAUGGAAAAAAUUGAACAAACUUUUUGGCCAGUCCAAUACUAUGCCCAUAUAUUAGGUCACAUUACAACUAAUAUUAAUGAAACAACUCAUAAUUUUUUUUUCUUUUUUUUUUUUGGCCACAUUGCAGCCAAUGGGCCAGAAAGUAACAGAUAUAAUUUUAUUGUAAUAAAAAAUGUUUGCACUGGUUGUUUUAGUUUCUUGUUAUAAAAUUUAACUUAGAAAUGUGUACUUCUUGUACCUGAAAGACGAGAAACUAUAAUUUUUGUAAGGGGAAAAUUCAUGUUUUAAUUUUUUCAGGUAGUAAAUUACUAAGUUUCCUGUCUAAUGUACUAAGUAAAAUGCAGAAUCUGUUUCUUAAAUCACUUUAUUAAAAAAAAAAAAUCCCUAAAUUUGUAUUUCUGGCUGUAGCUGAAUUUGACUUCCUAUAUACUAAACAUGUUAGUUGUUUAGUAGUGUCCGACUCUUUGAGAUCUCAUGGACUGUAGCCCUGACAGGCUCUUCUGUCCAUGGGAUUCUCCAGGCAAGAAUAUUGCAGUGGGUAGGUCAUUCUUUUCCCCAGGGGAUUUUGGAGGAGGAGGGCAUGGAAACCCACUCCAGUAUUUUUGCCUGGAGAAUCCCAUGGGCAGAGGAGUCUGGUGGCCUACAAGCCCAUCAGGUCUCAAAGAGUCAGACACGACUGAAGCGACUUAGCACACAUACUAUAAACAUUUAUUUACAUGUUUUGCUACUGCUUCACAUGUUUAAAAUUCAACUGUCUCCUUCUUACUUUUUCUUCACACCAGCUCUUCUUCCUAAAUUCCUAGUUUUUGUAAGUGGUAUUCUCAUUUUCUUACUUUGGCAUGAUCAAAAGGCUCAAAAUUAUCUCUGCUCCCAUGUAGCCCUUCAGUUGCCUGGUUUUGGUGAUGCUUCCUCUGCAUUGUCUCACAUCUGUUUUCUUGUAUUCCCACUGCCUUCACCUUGUCUAAGCAUCUGUUAAACACAUCACUUGGUUUAGUAGCCAUGUCUUUUUAUCUCAUAUUUGAGUUCUGGUAAUUUCUCUGCAAACCUGCAGACGCUGUUAAUGUAGCCUUUAGGAAUCUGUUGUAUUCCUUCCUGUCCCCCUUUCUUCUGCUUCUAUUCUGCACAUUCAGUUCUCCAGUUGUGUUAGUACUUGACAGGCCUUUCCCCAUGUUAUUUCUUGGUCAGUCCAUGGAAUGCUGCUUACUUUUAGCUCUGCAUCAUGUACUUAUGACACAUGAAGUCUGAUAAAACUUCAGUAGCUAUUACCAUAAAUCAAGUUGUUAAAAUCUUACUAUUCUACAAGGCUUAGUUUGUCUCUGUGACUCCUAUCUAACCAUCCUCAUCAAAUUUUUUUUACCAUCUGUCCCAUUUAGGAACUGUGUCCCAUUUAGGAGCUUUAAGGAUAGGUCUGCCUCUUGAUCAUCUCUAAAUUCCCAUAGUAUUUUUUAAAUAGUAUAGUACUUGCUGAAUUGAAAUGAAAUUAAGUUUUGCUAGUAAUAGACUUAAUAGUGGUCAUGAUGUGGUUAUUACCUUCACAAACCUGACUAAGACCAUGUAAACUUAAUGAAAGUUGGGAGUAGCCAGAAUCUUCAUGAAAUAUGCCGCUGUCAGUUCUUGAUUGCCUACGGAUGAAUGGUUGAUCCUCAUCUUCCCAUCCCAUCAGUGGCUGUUGUUCACGUCUCUCUUCUAUUGCUUUGGCAAGACAGGUACAGCAAGGACUGCAUUUCUUUAUAAUAUACUGAUUAAUUUUAAUGUCAAAACACAGCACCACAACAUAUAAUCCGUAUAUCAAAAGCAGUAAAGUUCCUUCAUACCUAUAAAUUAGAGAGAUUUGUGUGGUUUUCAAUUUAAAGUGAAAGUUAUUUUAGAGUUAGUAGUUUUGGGGCAGUAUCUGCUUAAUUUUCUAAUGAAGCAAUAGAACAGAAAUAUUCUAGAAACAUUUUGAUUUUGUAGAUGUGUCCAGAUUUGGUUACAACAUUAUUAAAGACUUAUUGAUGAAAGUUCGACACUGUCCUUUUUGUAUUUUAAAAACAAGGAUUACAAACUCAUUCUCAAUUUGUAGAAUCCUUCCAAAUAGCAGGCAUAGAAAGUUCUUUGAAAAUGGUGUUAGUCGCUUAGUCGUGUCCAAAUCUUUGUGACCCAAUGGAAUGAAGCCUGCCAGGCUCCUCUGCCCAUGGAAUUCUCCAGGCAAGAAUACUGGGGUGGGUUGCCAUUCCCUUCUCCAGGGGAUCUUCCCAACCCAGGGGUCAAACCUGAGUCUCCCACACCACAGGCAGAUUCUUUACCCUCUGAGCCACCUGGGAAGCCCUAUUUGAAAAUAAUAGUAAUUACAGAUUUUCAAAAUGAAAGUGAAAGUAAUGAAUAGUGAUGGGGCUUCUCCCCCUCAGUUCAUUGAAAGAAGAUAACAGUUAUAAGAAUAUAGUAUCCCUUCAUUUCAGUUGUUCUGGUAUAGGAAUUCUGUGCUAAAUCAGAAUAUGUUAGACUUUGGCUGAAGCUUUUCAAUUUGCUAUACUGAGAUUUUUUGAUGAUUUUAAUGUAAAUGAGUUUGGCUUGCACCGUUUUCCUAUACUCUGGUUUGCUAUUUAGAGAAUUUUGAUUAUCUGAUACCAUCAUAUUUGAACCUUGCAUUUACCUUUUAUUUUAUAGCUAGUGAAUCACUGCUAUAGCUUGAAAGCACAGAGUUCUUGGUUUCCCUAAUGAAAGGAGCAUUAGCUUGGAUACUCCCCUAGUCAUUGUCCCCUUGCAGACAACUGCUAAAUCCCAGAAGCACUUCUGUUGUAACCAACAGUCUUUCCUUGGGAGACAGACUAGAUUUCAGGAAGAUUCACUUUGAAAAUUUACUCCCUGCUAGGUCUGAAGUUUCUUGAUAGCAGGUAUUAGAGCAGCACUGCCAAACUAGUAUCCCAGAGGGUGCCAUUGACAUCCACCAUCAGGCAGUGUGCAGUCUGUGUGUGUUUUACGUUUAUUCAUCUGUUCAGACUCAUGUCAUAGUGAUUAACACCUGACAAAUACCUGGUACGUGUUAGCUGAAAAAGUGACUGUUUCUGUUUUCUUAGAACGACAAGGCAUGGGGAGAUUAUAAAUAAAACAAAUAGUUUUUAGUCUUGAAACCUAAAACAUUUUUAAUUUUUAGAGGAAGAGGGCUAUAGUUCUCAUACUAAAUGAACAUCAGGGGAAAAGUUGGAGGAAUUUAAAGGGACUUUGUUUAUUUCUUUGGCAUCUCUCUAAUUGUGUGAUCAUGGCCGCUUCUAACUGAGGAAAGGUAAACAACCCAAUAGAUGAAAAAGCCACCAGUUGGGGCUUUAACAGAUGUCAAAAGUUGGGAAACUUUAUGAGAAGGUAGUCAAUGGGGAGAAAGAAGGAUGGUUACAUCUACUGGUUAGACAAAAAGAAAGACUGAUUUGACUGAAAAAUUGGAAAGGGAGAACAGCCCAACCAACAACUGUGAUGAGAAGGUUAGCUCAGAGAUCUACGGGAAAAAUGCAUGGACAUGGUAGAUGAUUGAGAAGUGAAAGAAACAACAUUUCUGAAGAAAAAGUUACUAAACCAGAAUUUUAUAAAGAUAUUCUCUGUAAUUGUUUUACAUAAGAGUAAUGAUUGUUUCAAGCUUACCAGUAAACUUGGUUGUCAAAUAUUAUGGCAAGAAGUGCUGCUAUACUGAUAGCAUAUGCCGCACAGUCUCUGAAUAGGGGCCAACAUGAUAGCGUUGAAACCUGUAAAAAUAAUUAGUGUUUCCAUUACGCUGUUAACUUCUUCAAGUACUUGCUUAGUGUAAUACUAAAAUUAUUUGUAUAUUUGUAGUUAAACAUUGUUAUCUUUUGCAUAUUGCUUUUAGAGAAAGGAAUUUUAAGAAAAAUUGUGUUUCUAAACCUAGUCUGAUUUUCAUAAAUUUGACCAAGAGGUAUUUGUGGGUUAACUUAAAAUUGAAUACAUGUUGUUUUUCUACUGAUUAAUAAACGUAAUUGAACACAU
Dama dama (fallow deer) is the source of this 10243-nucleotide messenger RNA. It is a transcript of the gene MYEF2, whose product is annotated as myelin expression factor 2. Gene Ontology annotation, molecular function: mRNA binding. Lineage: Eukaryota; Metazoa; Chordata; Mammalia; Artiodactyla; Cervidae. Gene Ontology annotation, cellular component: post-mRNA release spliceosomal complex; nucleus; cytoplasm. The coding region runs from base 100 to 1902 and encodes 600 amino acids. The record is from RefSeq and is a predicted model, not a curated record. Gene Ontology annotation, biological process: regulation of mRNA stability involved in response to oxidative stress. The transcript is spliced from 17 exons.